Nymphalis io (European peacock) is the source of this 964-nucleotide messenger RNA. RefSeq names its product trypsin-7-like. The record is from RefSeq and is a predicted model, not a curated record. NCBI's taxonomy places the organism in Eukaryota, Metazoa, Arthropoda, Insecta, Lepidoptera, Nymphalidae. The transcript has 7 exons. Gene Ontology annotation, molecular function: serine-type endopeptidase activity. Bases 1 to 930 code for a protein of 309 amino acids. Gene Ontology annotation, biological process: proteolysis.
AUGUGGAAGUGCUUUCUUUUCUUUGUAUUUGCAGCCGUAACUUUCACUUCUACUCAGGGGGAUAUUUUGCGGGACACACGUGGCGUGUUCUCGAAGAAUUUCUUCGGUGGUGUUUGGGGCAAUCGACCACCUUUGCUGGAAUCCAACCAGCCGAGGACAACAUGCACUUGUAAAUGCGGUGAAAGAAAUGAAGUAUCUCGUAUCGUUGGCGGUGAAGAGGCCAGUAUCAAUGAGUUCCCAUGGAUGGCGAAGUUAUCGUAUUUUAAGCGGUUUUACUGUGGAGGGAUGACUAUUAAUGACCGAUAUGUGCUUACAGCUGCGCAUUGUGUUAAAGGCUUUAUGUGGUUUAUGAUAAAGGUUACAUUCGGCGAGCACAACCGUUGCAAUGCGACCCAGAGGCCGGAGACUCGCUUCGUUAUCCGUGCUAUUGCAAAUAAGUUUAGUCUAACAAACUUCGACAAUGACAUCGCGUUGUUACGACUAAAUGAGAAGAUUCUCAUGUCAGUCGCCAUCAAGCCGAUAUGCUUGCCAACCGAUAGCACAAAUCUGUACGUGGGAGUCAAGGCAGUUGCUUCUGGAUGGGGGACUUUGACAGAAGAAGGCAAGGUAUCCUGCACGUUGCAAGAAGUAGAGGUGCCAGUAAUAAGCAACCAGGAGUGUCGAAACACAAAGUAUACAGCCAACAUGAUUACGAAUAAUAUGUUGUGCGCAGGGUACCCUAAAACCGGACAGAAGGAUUCUUGUCAGGGUGACAGUGGCGGGCCGCUCAUCACUGAGAGAAAGCACGACAAGCGGUACGAGCUAAUAGGUGUCGUGUCAUGGGGUAACGGAUGUGCUCGGAUGGGCUACCCCGGGGUAUAUACGAGGGUCACCAACUAUUUAGACUGGAUUCGAGAGAACACGAAAGACGCUUGCUACUGCAACGAAUGAAAAUCUGUCUUUGUGAGCUAUACGUAAACAUUUA